Molecule: messenger RNA, 1209 nt
Organism: Priceomyces carsonii
Lineage: Eukaryota; Fungi; Ascomycota; Pichiomycetes; Serinales; Debaryomycetaceae
Exons: 1
Coding region: 1-1209 (402 amino acids)
Source: RefSeq, a predicted model, not a curated record
AUGCCUUUCUUCAGCUACCAAUGGCUCCUUUCUUGGUGGAAUGGCAUAGAGGGAAGAAAACAGUCAACCGAUUUGAGAGCAGAUGGUCUGAGGAAUAGAGACUACAAUUGCAGUUCCGCAGAGCGAGAUGGGGAAUUUGUGGAUAUUAAAUAUAUAGGCUGCGGCAAAAGUAAGGUAUACUCCCAGCUUACAGAGCAUAACGAAGUACCCGGAACACAAACUGGUCACAGUUCCAAUAUUAAGAGGUAUAGGACGGUCAGGUUGGAAAGAAUAGUCGUUGUUUUAUUGGUCUCAUCCAUUGUUAUUUUAGUUUUUAGUUUAGCUGAAACACUUACUUGCAACAAUAGCUUUCUUGGAUGCUAUCCACAGCUUUUGUUAGAGAUUAAAGCAAAAUCUCUAGAAUCAAAGAUGUUAUUAUCCAGCAUAGGUGAAGGUCUUAAGUUGAUGUCAUAUUUUGCAAAAGAUUUCAGUAUUACAUUAAAUGGGUCCAAUAGUUUAGUACGUGAAAUAGAUGACUUCGACGUUAUAGAUACUUUUUCAGACUCCAACAUUUAUAAAUUCAAUGUUGGUGGAUAUUGUCGUUUAAAUAAAAAGACGAAAACACAAAAGUGCUCAUACAGUAAUGGAAUAGACAUAUUUUCUAGCCUCAUAAGGGACAUAGGCUCUCAGUUAGGAGUAGUAUCAAAAUCAAGUAGCUCCAAAGAAAUUAGUAAAAGCUUCGCUGUUGCUUUUUCUCAAGCAUUGGAUAGUCUAAACGAAUUAUACUUACAAGAAAAACAAAAAAGCUCUGAUGGUAACGCCUUGAAUAUAGAUUCGUUGGCCCUAGUUCAUAAAAUAAAACUCGUUGAAAAGUUUGGAGUUGUGAUGAAAAUAAGUUCUAUUGUGUCCUUGAUGCUUUCUGCUCUCAUUAUGAUUUUUCAUUUCGUGAUCUUAAUAUCAUACUAUCAACAUAAGCAUUCAAUUGAAGAUCAACUUAGGACCUAUUUUAGAUCGGUUUUGAUUUUUCAACUAAUAAAUUUUACUGCUUGCUCAAUAAUAAUGAGUGGAGAACUUGUCUUUUAUAAUAUGUUGACUGAACUCUUCGAUGAGAUUGAUAUCGCAGAAAUUAAAAUCAGUACCGGUUUUUAUCUACUAGGUAUGAAAUUAUGUUCAAUUAUGUUGCAUUCACUUUUGGUUUUACUUACAUUUUCAAAAUGGAUAUAUCUCUAA